AUGCCCUUAAUCCAAGCUACUUUAUCGUUUGUUGUGGAACUACGAGAUUUUCAUAAUAUUGAUCUCUACCAUCGUGGCUAUUACCAAGUUCGUACUCACUUAAAAACAGGUGUGCAAACCGCAGGGACUACUGGAUCUAACAAUGGUAAAUCAAUGGCCUUUGUUGAACCGCCAUCCCGUUGGGAACGAGCUAGUACACGACUCAAAGUGCCAGAAGCUGUAAAAGCCAGUUAUAUCGAGCCGAGUGUUUCUGUUCCAGCUUACACACCAGACAAAGCAUGUAGCAAAACAUUGUUGAUCAUGUAUCGAGAUGAAUCGGCAAGGUUAUGUGAUGUGUUUGAACAGAGGGUAUUGGUUCAAGUUGAUCCGAUCAAUUUAGAGGAGUCUUUAGUAAAAAACGAUCUUUUCCUAUGCGUUGAGCUAUGGUUUGUCGAGGACCCACUUGACAGACCCUUUGCUCCUGAAUUUCUGACUAAGGUAUGUGAGCGUCAACUACGUAUUCAUUUAACACCAUCUCGUGGACUUCACUAUCAUUUCACCGUAUUCUUCGAUUAUUUUCAUUUAUGUGCUAUUGAAUUAGCACUUUAUGGAGCAUUAACAAACAUCACUUCAAGUAUUAUUAGUUGGCCAAAAUUUUCACCACAUAAUACACCAUUACAAACAAACAACCAAAUAAUUAGUUUAGCUCAACAAACAUGGCAUGGUAUCAUUUGCAGUAUCAAACAGCCUAACAGACGUCAUUUUGCACUUGCUAUUCACCGACAUCUCUGUCAAAUAUUAUUAGCGGCAAGAGAAUCCAUGUUAUUAUUUUGGCGUGAAAGUCUUCCGUAUUUACCUUCAAAUAUGAGACCACGUAUUGAACCUGUUGACUUUCAAAGUAAAUUGGAUUCAUUUAUACAAAUAGCUCAAAGCCUAGAAACAGAUGAUGAUUUAGCGAAUCAAAUUUCAUUUGAUAUUGCUCGUCUCUCGUCUCAAAAUACUGUUCUAUUUAAACAACUAUGUAAAUCUGUCACCUUACAAUCCAAGUUGGCUGCUUUUUUACGUCGAAGGUUUCAUCAAUUCGUGUAA
Molecule: messenger RNA, 1068 nt
Organism: Schistosoma mattheei
Lineage: Eukaryota; Metazoa; Platyhelminthes; Trematoda; Strigeidida; Schistosomatidae
Source: the annotation of a GenBank genome assembly